UAAUCAGAGACGGGGUUAUAUGCGUCGAUUAAUGGAAACAACAGGUGUUAACGUUGAUCCCACCAGUUCCGAUACCCAUGUGAGUAACAAUCCAAAUUCAUCAAAUCCUCCAUCGCCGACGAUAAGGAGGACAACCAGUAGCAGUUUGUCGCCGAGGACGAUGUCGUCUUCUCCGUUUCCGAUAAUCCGGUUCCUACAAGCGCCUGUUACUACUAUAAUCGAAUACUCGGGUGUUCUUCGACCUAGGUCGAACAACGAUUAUCAUGAAUCAGAAACCCUAAUUUCUAAUCAUCACCAUCAUGAUCAUAACUCGACUGGUUCCGGUCGUACGGCUAGUAAUACCAGUAGUAAUGGUGAUGAUAGUAAUGGGGAGGUUUCGAUUCGGAUAAUUGGUGGUCCAGACCAAGAAGAGGAACGUGGUGGUGAGGAUGGUGAACCGGCUGCCGUGAACCGUGGAGAUGGUGGUGGAGAAAGAGAGAUGGCUGAUUCCGGUGAGGUAGCUGGUGGUAAUAGUGGGAGUAAUAAUAACGUGGACUCAGCAUAUCAACAGCGGUAUGAUUUGCAGCAGGUUUCAAGAUGGAUUGAACAGAUUCUUCCAUUUUCUUUGCUCUUGUUGAUUGUUUUCAUUCGUCAACACUUACAAGGACUCUUUGUUACAAUCUAUAUAACUGCUUUCAUGUAUAAAUCGAAUGAUAUUCUACGAAAGCAGACCGCUUUAAAGGGGGAGAGAAAACUAUCUGUUCUUGCUGGCUAUUGUAUAGUUUUCAUGCUUCAUGUGAUUGGAGUUUACUGGUGGUACCAAAAUGAUGAUCUUUGCUUACCGUUGUUUAUGGUUCCGCCAAAAGCAAUACCACCAUUCUGGCAUGCUAUAUUCACCAUCAUUGUAAAUGAUACGAUGGUGCGGCAGGCAGCAAUGGGUUUUAAGUUGGUAUUGCUUAUGUACUAUAAGAAUGGAAGGGGCCAUAGUUUUCGUAGGCAGGGUCAAAUGCUGACUCUAGUUGAGUACACACUUUUGUUAUACCGAGCAUUCUUACCUGCUCCAGUCUGGUACCGGUUCUUUUUGAACAAAGAAUAUGGCAGCCUCUUUUCAUCUUUGACAACAGGCCUCUAUUUAACGCUAAAGCUCACCUCAGUUGUCGAGAAGAUUGGAUCCUUCUACACUGCAUUGAAGGCACUAUCAAGAAAGGAGGUCAACUAUGGAACUUAUGCAACACCAGAACAGGUGAGUGAGGCCGGAGACUUGUGUGCUAUUUGCCAAGAAAAGAUGCAGGCUCCAAUCUUGUUGCGCUGUAAACAUAUUUUCUGUGAAGAUUGUGUUUCAGAAUGGUUUGAAAGAGAAAGAACUUGCCCGUUAUGCAGAGCGUUGGUGAGACCAGCGGAUAUACGAUCAUUUGGGGAUGGUUCAACGAGUUUGUUCUUCCAGUUGUUCUAGUCUGGGUAUGCAGACCGUGUGCUUCCUUCAACGUAUACUCUUCGUUAAACGUUAUUAUGAGUAGAAUGAGUCAUUUUUUGGUAAUCUUUUUCCCCUCAAAUUGUACAGCACUUGUGCCUCAAUAUAUUGAUACACAUUACAUACAUACAUUAUAUAAUACAUGAGAGAGGAUUCUUUAA
Messenger RNA from Cynara cardunculus var. scolymus (artichoke), 1611 nucleotides. RefSeq names its product E3 ubiquitin-protein ligase RNFT1-like. Gene Ontology annotation, biological process: positive regulation of ERAD pathway. The transcript is spliced from 7 exons. The record is from RefSeq and is a predicted model, not a curated record. NCBI's taxonomy places the organism in Eukaryota, Viridiplantae, Streptophyta, Magnoliopsida, Asterales, Asteraceae. Gene Ontology annotation, molecular function: ubiquitin protein ligase activity. The coding region runs from base 20 to 1432 and encodes 470 amino acids.